CUGUUCCAACAACCAAAAGUUAUGUUUUCUCAAUAAAAAAUGGUCCAAUAUUAUGUUCUCUACCUCACCUUCUAUUUCUAAUUCCUUGGAGUCCAUAAUGAUGAGUCAUUGAAAUCAAACAUAUGAUCUUAUGGCAUCUUGGGCUAAGAACAAGCUUGCUAAACUCACAACCUACAAAUCCAAUAAUAGACUACUCCUUCCUCCCCUUGAUACUUCUUCUGUUGAGGAAGUUGGUUUAGCAGCUGAUUUAGGAUGUGCCAUGUGCCAAAAGAGGGUGGCUGAUGCAAUUUCAAGAAUUGAUGAUAUUGAAUCUGUUGUGGUGCAUGUUGCAGAGAAGAAAGUGACCCUUACUCGUAAAUCUAGUGCCAAAGGUUCCUCUGCUGCUGCUUCUGCCAAAGCCUCCAGGGUUGCUUUAUUUCCAUUCCAUACAUAAGUUUUGCAUCUUUUGUAUGCAUGUCAUCUGAGAUGGUGUUCAUUCUGGUUAAUUUCAUGCUGUAGAACCUAUUAUGCUAAUGAUGUUGAUAAGCAGCCGAGUAUAAUUCUGCAGAUAAUUACAUAAAUCAAGCAAUGGGCCAUUUCUAUACACAAAACAAGAGGGAUGGUUUCUGUUAUUCAACAAGAAUUGCUACUCAGAAUUUAUGUUGGGAUAUCCCAUGAAAAAUUUCUUUCGAAUAUAUCUAACUCAUCAGUUGCAAUUCCCCAUUUGAGAUCUGCACAUUCCCAAGAAAAAGAUGCUCCCCUCUAGAACUGCACAUUCCAUGAACAAUGUCAACAGAACAAGCCUAGAAUAAUGAGCAAGCUACGCUACAGCCACAACACUAACCAUGCCUUUCCCCUCCACCAACACAUAAAAAAUUUUUGAGAUCAGAUUCCACAUCAAAAAGGGAGAAUUCCCACAAAAUCAACUGCAAUAAAUCUAAUUCGAUGCCUUUUCAUUAAUCAAAUACAGUUAGCUUUUUCUAUUCCAAAAGCAUUUCCUCCGUCUCUAGCAGCCAAUUUGAAGCUGGAGAACAACUUGGGUUAGAGAAGUUUCUCUUUUAUCAUUCCAACCCAUUAGUAAAUCUUCAAAAAAAUUAUCACUAUGCAGUUCUACUGCAUGGUGAUGAGGAUCAACAUCGACUGCAAUGGAUGUUACAGAAAAGUAAGGAGAGCCCUUACUGAUAUACAAGAGUUGGAGACACACUUGAUAGAGCAGAAGCAAAGCAGGGUAAGUGUGUUUGGGAAAUUCAUCCCACAGGAUGUGGCAAUCAAAAUCAGGAACAGGACUAACCGCUGAGAUAUUGGAGAUACAAGAGUUGGUCACCACCGCCACCACCACCAAAACAAUCAAGGGCAUAGAAUCCUCAUCAGGUCAAGUUCUUGGAAUCUUUUACCAAACAAAACCCAGAUAGCAUCUUUUGUAACACGAUGAGAAGGAAACCUGUAGAUUUCAUACCAGAUGAACAGGGUACUAAUACAUGUACCGCUAUAUUCUUCAUCAGUUCAUAUUCCUGAUAUACAAGAUUUGUCUGAACCCAUUUCAAUAACAUUUAUCUUAUGCAUAUAUUCUACCUAA
Molecule: messenger RNA, 1555 nt
Organism: Hevea brasiliensis (rubber tree)
Lineage: Eukaryota; Viridiplantae; Streptophyta; Magnoliopsida; Malpighiales; Euphorbiaceae
Exons: 4
Coding region: 131-433 (100 amino acids)
Molecular function (GO): metal ion binding
Source: RefSeq, a predicted model, not a curated record